This is a messenger RNA of Mytilus californianus (California mussel), 1560 nucleotides long. RefSeq lists its product as uncharacterized. The coding region runs from base 90 to 1151 and encodes 353 amino acids. Gene Ontology annotation, molecular function: histone deacetylase activity. NCBI's taxonomy places the organism in Eukaryota, Metazoa, Mollusca, Bivalvia, Mytilida, Mytilidae. The transcript has 8 exons. The record is from RefSeq and is a predicted model, not a curated record.
CCAUGGUAAAACUAAUUACCAAAAUAGAAAGGUUGUCGUGUCAGGAUACACAACUUGAUUAUUGGAAACUGUUUUAUUGGUGGCAAUGAAUGAUGAAAACCUUUCAACGUGUUAAUCAAGUGGAGAUAACAUGGUCUAAAAUUAGAUAUUUGUCAUCGCUAAUUAUCAAACAGUUGUCAGAGAAUGACUUAGAAAAUACCAAAAAGGUAAAAAGACUAGAAUCUAAAGGUCUUCCAAUUGUCCAUCACCAUGGAUACGUCUGUGAUCUACCAAUCAAACACAGGUUUGCAAUGAAAAAAUUCCAUGGUGUUAUUCGCCAUCUGAGAAAAGAUAAUGUUGUUUCUUCCAAACAGAUCGUAGAACCAGAUUUGUUGGAUCCGGAAGUGUUUAAAGUUGUUCAUAGUAGUCAUUAUAUAGAUAGAUUUAUAUGUGGUCAGACAACUGCCAUAGAACAAAGGAAAACUGGAUUCCAGUGGAGUGAAGGAAUAGUUAACAGAGUUCGUUAUGAAACAGCUGGAACACUACUUGCUGCAAAGCUUGCCUUAGAUAGAGGAUUAGCCUGCAGCACUGGGGGAGGAACACAUCAUGCCUUUCCUGACCAUGGUUCUGGAUAUUGUCUAGUCAACGAUCUUGCCGUUACAGCCAUGUCACUGGUCCAGACAGGUUCUGUACACAGAGUUGUUGUUGUUGAUCUGGAUGUACACCAGGGUGAUGGUACAGCCUAUAUUUUCAGCGAUAACAGUAAUAUAUAUACCUUCUCUAUGCAUAAUGAGAAUAAUUUUCCCUUUCAAAAACAAGAGAGUGAUAUUGAUAUUGGAUUGAAAGAUAGGAUGGAGGAUGAGGAAUACAUGAAAAUUUUAAAAGACAUUUUACCGUGGAUAUUAGAUCAUGUUAAACCUGACCUUGUAUUGUAUGAUGCAGGUGUUGAUCCACACGAGAAAGAUGAGCUUGGCAGACUUAAGCUCACUGAUCAAGGUUUAUUUGAUAGAGAUUUCUAUGUGAUUGAUUCAUGUCAUCGUCAAGGGAUACCUGUUGCCACGGUGAUAGGGGGUGGUUACCAAAGAGACCUAAAUGCUCUUACAUUAAGACAUACGAUAGUGCACAGAGCUGCAUCAAAGAUUUGGAAUGAAUCUUUAAUUUACAAAUCCUGAGAAUGUGAAAUGACCCAGAAUGGUUGUUCAUUUACUAAGCAGAAUUUUAACUUGAUAAGUUAAGAAAAAAAACUCAGCUAACCAGAAGAUUUAUAUAUCAACUUUUAUGAAUAGAAUAUGUCUCUUUGGAAAAGUCAUAAAACCCUGUUAUUUAUUAUAUCUGCUAUUCCGGAACUGGAGUCUUUUCUAUAAGCUUAAUCAGUGUACUGAUAAGUAAUUUUGGUUUAUAUAUGAAUAUUUCUUCUACAUUUAUUGAGAAUACAUAUUGAGUUACUGCUUUUUUAGAAAGGAUCUUGUUUAUAAAAGAUGACUUGAUUAAAUAGUCAAACAUUAUAUUUAAAAUGUGUUUUGGUUGCUUGUAAUGAAAUGCUAAAUACAAAAUUACAAAUAUAUCAUAGGAUCUUGUCAA